GGGACUCUCAAAUGUUACACUGUCAACCGUUACAUGAUUUGUGAUGCAAAAUGAACAUCAACAUCCUCCACAAGGUGGAGCUACUUCGCAUGAGAAAUUUUGGAAAGGCCAAACAGGGCCUAUACCUCCUGUGCGAAAUUUGUAAUGCUAUAGGUCCAACCUCCCUCCUUGCUUUGACUUAUGCCACUCUUGCGUCACAAAUUCAUGUUACAGUUGAGAACGUAACAGUCGAGAACGCGAUACGCAGCAAUGGCGAAAAGAGAAUCCGAACACUGAAGUGCAGGGUCGUUUUCUGA
Messenger RNA from Amoebophrya sp. A120, 296 nucleotides. The record is from the annotation of a GenBank genome assembly. NCBI's taxonomy places the organism in Eukaryota, Dinophyceae, Syndiniales, Amoebophryaceae.